Molecule: messenger RNA, 2506 nt
Organism: Ceutorhynchus assimilis (cabbage seed weevil)
Lineage: Eukaryota; Metazoa; Arthropoda; Insecta; Coleoptera; Curculionidae
Source: the annotation of a GenBank genome assembly
AAAAAAGAACACAGCCAAUAUAACCAAUAUAACCCAAUAAAAGUAUUUGAACAAAACUUUAUUAUUUUCUCUUCUACUAUGUUUCUAGCUGAUACAGGCAAAUAUCAAUUGAUUGAAAAGCCGCAGCCCGCAGCUGAACAAACAAAAUAGGUCUUCAGACCAGACCUGAGGCCGCCGCAGCAUACCUACCUGAAUAAUAAUAGUGCCUCUAUAGAACACACAAAAAAUGGCUUGUUGGUGGAAAGAUAAAAAUGAAACUCUGAUAGAAAUUCCGAGUACUGAAGACUUUACAAAUGUAACAUAUUAUAACAUUGUCAUUCAUGUUGCUGAAAUUAACUGGAAAGUCAAACGAAGAUACAGUGAGUUUUAUCAUUUGCAUAACAAACUUGUAUCUGACCAUGGAGUGUCAAAAUGUAUUCUUCCUCCAAAAAAAGUACUUGGAAAUAAAUCAAACGAAUUUAUCGAAACAAGACGCAAAGGAUUGCAAGAUUAUUUACAAGCAGUUCUAGUAUUUUUGAAAAGAACUAUGCCUAGAGUGUUUGUUGAGUUCUUAGAUUUUCACAUCUACGAUAUUUACUUUUUGUUGCAAAAAUUGUCUUCGAAAUGUUUCACUGAAGCUGAUCUUAUAUUGUCCACAAUGAAAGCCUAUAGUCUAACAACAUUACAGUUACAUGCAAUCAGUGAGUUUCUGAGAAGUCCUAUUCCAGAUGCUGAAAAUACAGAAAAAGGACUAGAUUUAGGACCAAUCUUUGAUAUGUGUUCUCAGCUAAAUAAUCUGACAAUAACUGGUAGCUCUAUUGAAUAUUGUGAAAGUAAUAUUAUACCUAAUAAGCUUCCAUUUGAAAUGUCGUCCCUGAAGAUUAACACAAGUUUGUAUUUGAAAAAUGUGGCGCUUGACAUGAUUUAUUCAUUAGGAAAUCUAAGGAAUACUCUCAGUAAAUUAAAAGUUGGUUAUACUGCUGCUAGAAAUGUUAGUGACAUUUUACAAUGUGAUAUUAUACAUAAAAACACUUUGGAGGGAUGUCAUAAAUGGAUAGCUUUGGAAACUUUAGAUCUGAGUAAUAAUAAUUUAGUGGAAAUAGACAACGCCAUAGCAUUAGCAGAAAAUUUAAAAUACCUUAUACUCGAUGACAACAAAAUAUCAACAAUCUCGAAUCUUACUCAUUUAACAAAACUCAAACAACUCAGCAUGACGAAGAAUUUACUUACAAUAUGCGAUCAGUUGCAAACAAAAAUGGGCAACGUACAAACUUUAAAUUUGUCUCAAAAUAAUAUUGUUAGUACAAAAGGAUUUCAUAAAUUAUAUUCUCUACAAAACUUGGACUUGAGUUGCAACAAAAUCACUGAAGUUGAAGAACUGCGGUAUUUGGGAAAGCUACCUUGUUUAGAAAAUUUGAGGUUAACUGGUAAUAAUGUUUCAACAACAGUUGAUUACAGAGUUAGGGUGCUGGAAUUAUUUGGAGAAAGGGCUAAGGAUAUUUGUUUGGAUAAUGAAAAACCUACUCAAUCAGAGCUGGACAAAGUAUCGAUUUUGGAAGCUAUAACAAUUGUAAAGGAAGGCAAAUAUCCUAAUUUGACUUUGUGAGAUAACAGAAAAUUUAUAUAAUUUAUCAUGAUGAACGCUAAAUGCCUAAUAGACCAUCAGCUAAUGACAGAUUUUGCCGACCGAUUUUCUCUCUUCGGGGAUUUCAACCACUGAAAAUUAUGUCAGUGCUGAUCACAAAAAAUGGAAAUUUAGCGACUGGACGUCUGCUAGGCAUAUGGAAAAUUUAUUUUCCUUUUGCAGAGCAAAAUAGGUCAUUUUUUCAAUUUCUCUUUCACGGCAUUUUAACACAUUAGCAUUAAAAAAUAAUCUAAUAAUGAAAAACCAAAGCCAUAAGGUUUACACGUACUGAAAUGAUUGAAAUAAGGGCGCGAUCUUGUGGAAGAAUAUUCGGUUGCUGAUCGUUUUCCCACUUAUGGGAAUCGACAGGAUCAAAUUUGAUACCUAUCGUUAGAAACCAGAAAAAAAAUUACCAUAAGCCGGUAAGCUGUUUAGGUAUAUUUUCCGGCCGUUGCAAAAGGAAAGGAGAUUUUCCAUAUACCUAGCAGACGUCCGGUUGCUUAAUUUUCAUUUUUUACGCUCAGCACUGACAUAAUUUUCAGUGGUUGAAAUCCCCGAAGCGAGAAAAUCGGUCAGCAAAAUCUCAUUAGCUGACGGUCCAUAAUAUUUUUUAAUAAAUGGGUUUGUAAGAGAUGGUGUGUGUGUGAGAGAGAGAGUGAUAUAUUUGUACUGUUAUGUUUUCUCUUUUUAUUGUAUUUUAUUCUACUUUUAUUAUUAUUUUUUUAAUUCUUAAACAUUAUAUUAUAUUUUUCACAGAGUGUCUUAUACGUUUUACCCAGGUGAUAACGUUGGAAGGCGUCAUCCUUACGAAUAAAUUUCAUGGAUCUUUUUGUGUUGUUUCUUAAUGUUUUAUUCGCGUCUUCAACUUUUGCUUCAGUUUUGCUCUCGAACUAAAAAUGUCCA